This is a messenger RNA of Colletotrichum truncatum, 1221 nucleotides long. RefSeq names its product coiled-coil domain-containing protein 55. Lineage: Eukaryota; Fungi; Ascomycota; Sordariomycetes; Glomerellales; Glomerellaceae. Gene Ontology annotation, biological process: regulation of alternative mRNA splicing, via spliceosome. The record is from RefSeq and is a predicted model, not a curated record.
AUGAGCAAACCAGGACUUUCUUUCGGCCUAAACUUCUCCAAGAAGCCCGGCGCAUCGAAGCCUGCCGCCGCGAAACGGAGAACAGCAUUUGGCGGCGGCGGCGACGACUCGGACGACGAUGCGACGAACGCGGGCAACAACGUCGAGACCCUCGACGAGCUAGGCGGCUUCGACGUUGACUCGUCGACUCCAUCGUCGAGACGAGAAAACGGCCGAAAGAACAAGAACAAGAAUGCGCCACCGACACAACCCCCCGCCGCAAGCAAAACGAAGAAGCAGGAAAGCGCCAUGUUUGGCGACCUGUCCAGCUCACUCGCCUCCCGCAAACACGCCGAGGCCGCCGAGGAGCUGGAUCCCAGCGUAUACGAUUACGACGGCGUGUACGAAUCAUUCAAACCGCAGAAGAAAACCACGCAAGAAGAUUUCGAGAGGAAACCAAAGUACAUGAGCAGUCUGCUUGCGGCGGCCUCGGUGCGGAAGCGUGACGCGCUGAUUGCCGAGGAGAAAAAGAUUGCACGGGAGCGUGAGACGGAAGGCGAGGCGUACGCUGACAAGGAGAAGUUCGUCACGGAGGCGUACAAGAAGCAGCAGGAGGAGAAUAGGCGGAUCGAGGAGGAGGAGAGGAGGAGAGAGGAGGAGGAGGCGAAGAAGAACAAGACCGGGGGCAUGAGUGCUUUCUACAAGAACAUGCUCAACAAGGGCGAGGAGAGACAUGCCGAGGUUCUCAAGGCGGCCGAGGAGAAAGCUAAGGCGGGACCCGCGGCGACUGAGAAGGACGAUACUCCCAAAGAAAAAUCCGAGGCCGACAUCGCGCGGGAGAUUAAUGAGAAGGGCGGCUCUGUUGCCAUCAACGAGGAGGGCCAGGUCGUGGACAAACGACAGCUUCUCAAGGGCGGCCUCAACGUCGGAGCAAAGAAGAAGGAACAGAUCAGGCAAGAGGCGGCGCGGCCCCGGGAGAGCAGACCUGAUCGCGGAUCCGGCACGGGCUUCGUUGGCUCCGGAGGCAAGGGCGCCAUGCGCGAGCGGCAGACACGGAUGCUGGAGGCGCAACUCGAGGCGGCGCUCAAGCGGUCCCGCGAGGAAGAGGAGGCCGAGAGGGAGAAGAUGGAGAAUGUCACGAAGACGAGGAAGACGGAAGGGGAUAUUUCGAGCGCGAGAGAGCGUUACCUUGCGAGAAAGCGCGAGGCGGAGGAGGCCAAGAAGAAGGCGCAGGCAGAGUAG